Schizophyllum commune H4-8 is the source of this 4143-nucleotide messenger RNA. RefSeq lists its product as uncharacterized. Bases 1 to 4083 code for a protein of 1360 amino acids. The transcript has 14 exons. The record is from RefSeq and is a predicted model, not a curated record. Gene Ontology annotation, cellular component: nucleus; cytoplasm. Gene Ontology annotation, biological process: microtubule-based process. Lineage: Eukaryota; Fungi; Basidiomycota; Agaricomycetes; Agaricales; Schizophyllaceae.
AUGCUCGACAGUUUGAAGAACUCACGAGUUUCUGAUCCAAUGUCGCGCGUCCGCAAGUCCAUCUUUGGUGUCAAAGGAGCUACACGCAUUGCGACGCAGGCAGAUAACCAGACCACCUACGACGAAAUAUACGAGCGCGAUCGACUGGGCGAAGAACUGGGCGAUGAAGCGCGCGUCUGGCGCGUCCUGUUGGACGAAGGUCGGGCGUAUGAUGCUGUGAUGUUGCCGCGCUUGCGUGAUCACCUGGACGUUGAUCUUGUCUUCGCAGGCUUAUUUUCAGCCGUCCUGACUACCUUCGUCGCGCAAACAUCCCAACCAGUCCAGUCCGACGAUAAUCGCGCAGGUUUGGCGCUUUUGUCGGAACUCGUUGCCAUCCAGCGGGCCUCACUCAAGCUGCCUCUUGACAGAGUGCCCACCAUGAACGCCGUCACCGCGCCAGUCCCGGAUCUCUGGAUCAACCGGUUCUGGUUUCUGAGCCUGGCCUUCAGUCUGUUCGCCGCCUUCAGCGCCGUUGUUGUUCGGCAAUGGCUACAGGAAUACGAAAGCGAUAUAGUUGGUCCUUCCAAACGCCGAGCUCUGGUUCAUCACUAUCGACACGUCGGCCUAGACCAUUGGAAGGUCAAGUGGAUGGUGCCGGUCCUACCCAUGCUGUUACACAUCUCUCUUCUGCUAUUCUUCGUUGGGCUCAUCCGCUAUGUCCGUCAAUCUGAUCCUUCCAUGGCGCAUGGGAUCAUCGCGCUCACCAUCCUUUUCUACACUGUGUAUCUCGUUGCGAACACCCUGCCGGUUUUCUUCCCACAGUGCCCAUAUCGCUCGCCAUUGUCGACUGGCGGCUACUGGCUCAGAUCCUCGUUGCACUGGCUGAGCGCGAUGCUUCGCAGACAACUGAAGGGAAACAGGGAAGACUUCAAAGCUCCGAGCGAUUACGAAUGGGACGGACUAUCACGGCGCCUACACGACGUGAUGUGCGCUAGCCUUGACUCAGCUAUACGAACAUCGUCAGACUUGUCUGUCGCUCCUAUCGUCGUGCAGGCUGCAUCAAGUCUCCCCUUCUAUCCGAAGGCUUCAGCUUACAGCAAACUGCCCUAUGGAGCGCUUCUCCGCGACAGCAUCAUUCCCUGGCUCCAUACGGCUUCGAACGCACGAGGGAUGACCCUCGACUACACGCCGGGCCGAGCAAAGGAACUCCAGUGCAUGGCAUGCAGCCUGUUGCUCGCUCCCUUCGAAGAGAUCCGCUACAGCCUCGAAUAUCGCGUAUGCGCCCAACGUAUCUUGCAUGCACUCGUGGCGGCAAUAGAAAAGAAUGAGGAGGAGGAAUUCGACAAUCGCGUAUUGGGCGCGAUCAUCCUUAGCCUAUGUCAUCGACUCGACAGGCAGCUCUUCCGGCAAACACAGCCUUGCCACCUGGAUGACAAAACCCUUGAGGAGGUUUAUGCCGUGUACGCCCCAUCGUUCAGUCACAAGUCUUCCACGCGGCUUCGCCUGCACCCCCAGGUUUGGCAUAACGUGCUCGAAUUCUUGGCUUGCACCGAUAAGCGCCAUACAUCACCCGGCCGCUUCUCACUCGCGAUGCUUCUGUGGCGGAACAUGUCUGACAGCUCGUCCGAUAGCCAUGGGCAGACACAGUCCACUCAGACACUAGAGCAGUGGCUCUGCAUUACAACAGGCUUGGACGGGUUCCCAAUAGACUCGGGCGAGUUCCAAAGAGACCGGGUCAAUUUGGCACAGCGCGCCAUUCACCGCUGCCUAUGCUCUCGUCAGGAACUUGAAUGUGCAUAUGACGCGGACGAGAAAUGGUUCGACUGCCAUCUUGAAGAGGAGGAAAUUUGGAGGCACGUUUGUAUCCAGGCUAUCAAAUGCCUUACCGGGGACAGUGACCCAUCCAAUCCACCUCUCGUUGGAGAAGAGGCGGGUGCUUUCGAUGAUGACAUUGCUUUCCUAGCGAAAAAACUGGCUUCAACGCUCACUCCCUCAUACGCCUGGCAGUCCGUCGACACCGCACUGACGCUAAUCGGCCGUCCCGGCCUGCGGCCACAAUUCUACGACGUGCUUGCCAAGAGGUAUUGUGGUGCAUUGCAGGAGGGUGUCGCUGUCCCUCGAGCGUGUAUCGGACCCUUGUGCUUGCUCUUCAUCAAUCUGUAUUCUGUGACGCCGAUAUCGGAUGAUCGCCGGGACCUGGACAUUCUGCAGGCACUGGACACCCUCAUUCGAAAGUACGCCAACGACGUGUUCAAUGCAAUUCCCCACAUGGCCCAUGAGCUGGAUUCCGUGAAGGCGUUGUGCUCGAUGUCAGGCUACAUCUUGCGCCAUCCCCGAUUUGGACGUCUUUCUCUGGUGAUUUCUGGAAUACUUGCGACGUACCUUCAAAAGCGCGAAAAUCAUGAGACCGACCCUGGACCGCCUCACGGUCGCGUCGGGGAGCGCGCGAAGGACGCAACGAGGGACGUCGAGCAUCUGGAGAAUUUACCUUGGUAUAUCUGGACAGAUGUCCUCAGCAUGGCGCUGCGGAGCCCGAGCGAGACUACCGAGUCAUGCUUACAGGGCAAGGGCCCCUCCUCAUUCCAUAAUAUCCUGCGGGCACAGAUACAUCUCAGAUCGCCGGCCUGGAAGGAGGCGAUAAGCGCCGCUAUAGCAUGUCCCUUGCCACUGGCAGUGGGAAUGGCCCUUAGAGACCCGCGUGGCCUCGAGGCUUUCCGCGAGCUGGAAUAUAGCCUGCACCCAGACGAAGGCAAGACGGAAGCGCCGGACAGCGGACUAAGGCCGCAGAACCUGACCGUUUCUAUGGAUGACAAGGAACUUGAACGAGCUCGCGCAGUUCUGAUCGAUCCAGACGAAAUGUACGAGGGCGACGUGCUGCCUAUUUCGAGACUCAUCCCGCUAGGCGAUUAUAUGAAGCGAGUAGACGUCGAGGCCACGCGUGUCUCUCGCGACCACUCUAAGAUUUCAAGGGAAAGAGUAUUGAGUCAUGUCAGUGUACCCGAGGGAAGGACCCUCGUUAGUCAGUCCGCCAACCGUGGCGACGCACAGCAAGGGCUCUUCAGAAGGUGGCGUACAAGAGUCCAAACUCUCGUCGCGCCUGAGUCCCAGCCUCAGCAGCGCGAAGACUCUGGACCUACAAGCGGCGCCGAUGUCACUGGUGUUGCCACGAGCCCGAGGAGCAAUUCUGUUGUCAUGUCCGACGCAAACCACUGGAUAUUCUUCAACACCAUUUCAUGCGAAGGCGUUCAUUGCAAGCUAACGCACCUUGGUAGACAAGGAUGCAUCUUGAGCGCAUACGGCCAUCAUCAUUUCUGGAUCUCGAUCAUCGUCCACGCCCUGCGCACCUCAGACGACAUGUCGGAAAGAACACUAGCGGCGUCUUCAUCUAGUGAAUACAUCCCUGUCGCACGCAAGAAGAGAAGGAAUAAGGCAUACCAACCUCGCCCCCUUCUCGAGAGGGUUCAGCUCGUACUGGACGAACUAUGCGGCCACGGAGAGGAUGCUCUGUGGGCUGAAGAAGUAAAGGGCUACUGCCUCGGUCUCGGCAGUCCUGAAGAUUCUGAGCCUGCUCGGGUACAGCUAGCGCUGCUUCUACACCUUGUUGAUAAGCUCAAGCUUCCCAGAUCGAACGUCACCCUAUACGAUCCCCAGUUUACAGAUGCUGAUUAUAGGCUCUUCGACGAUCUUGGACUGAGAGUGCUGGUCACCUUCCUCCAGCCACGUCACUUCGCCACAGAACCCACGCUCUUCUAUAUGAUACACUGCGACAUGACGCUGUAUGAAGCCGUCUUGAAAGCGAAUGAGCCAAACCUAGAGCGCGUACUUCUCGCUGGCAAUCGUCUGCACCAUUAUGUGGAAAACAAACCGACCCGCGAGCUCGACAAGGACGCCCCGACGCUGCUCCGUCUCGCACCGCGAAUGAGCGCGCAAGUCCUUCCAACGUCGCCAAGUUGGCCAAAUGCGAUGGCGUUCACGACCGUGCAGAGGAUACAAGGGAUGGAUGAACAGAGGGAGAAUAGCGACGUCUCCGCCUGCGGCGAAGACGACCUCGCUGACUCGCUGAGCAAAUCGGUGAUCAACAGUAGCGACGCGAGGGAACCCUAGUAAGCAAUCCAUCUGCCCGAAUCACUAGCAGAACUCGAUGCUUUUGCACCCCUCUCAAUC